GAAAAAAACUGUUUUUAGGACUCUGUUCAGAGAGUUCAGAAAGUGAUGAAUAAUGGUGCUACAUAAAUCUAAUUGUUUAUCUAGAGGUGUUACCUGAUAGUAAAGCAAAAUCGGAAAGUAGGAGAAGAUAACCAUUUCAUUCUGAGCAACUGCUAUUCUAAAGAACAACUUUUGGUUAGAAGCUUGGAGUUUUUUUAGUGCAAAAUGUAAGAAGUACACUGGAAAGGAAAUAUGAAAAGCAAGGCUGCCAAAUACAACGAGCCUCCUAACACACUGGAUUCUAAGUCUCCUCCAUUACAGUGUCCAGUAACAAGGAACAAAGGACGCAGCAGCCAGGUAAACUCUGUGAGAUCACAGUCUUCAUCAAUUUUAGAUCAGUCGUCUUCUGAAAGGAAUAAAAUGCAACAUAGCCAAGAGAAUUCAGUGGGAUCUAUAACUUCAUCUGUUCUGUCGCAUGGUACACUUGAAAGUAAAGUCCAAAGUAGCCAGCAAAAUUCCAUGAUUGCUAGGGCUUCAUCUGUUCUAUCACAGACUGCAUAUGACAGCAGUAAAACACAAAAUACACAGGAAAAUCCCAUGGGCUCCAAGGCAGUACCAUCACAAUCUACAUGUGACAGUUCCAUGGUGCUCAGAGAAAAUGAACAGAUAACAGUUAAAACUAAAGGUACUCAAUUCAGUUACCCUAAUAGACAGAACUGCGGAUUCGAAGAGAAAAAUGCAAUUGAAACAGCAUAUCAGAAUGCAAGAGGGCAAAAUGAAGCAUGGACUUCUCUAAAAUGUGAUGCAACUCCCUCUCAAGUUCUGCAGAAGCCAAGAGGAGUUGAGAGGCGUACAUAUUCAUCAGUAAGAAAUGUGACAUCAGAGGUAUCCUCAGAGGUCAGUGCCAGAUACGCAGACCACAGAGAAUCGCAGAACCAUUGUGUAGAACCAAAGAUUGUUAACCUCAGAAGAGGAUUGGUUCAUCAACCAAUGAAAAAUGGCUGUGAAAUUGAAUACCAUAAUGAAGCCAAAACCAUAUUUAUCGGUGUUCCAAAUUCAGAAUUAACACACCAGAAACAACUACAAACUGCUGAGAUCAAGCAAGCUGAAAAUCUCGUCAAAGAAGUAAACAGCUCCAGGCAAAUCCGUGAUGAUGGUUCUUCAAAUAGUGAUUUAUGCCUCAUGCCAGCAAAGGAAGUGGAACAAGUGUCUCAACUUGAUUUGCCAUCAAGUAGAACCAGUGGGUCUGUAUCUGUUGGAACUAAUGUAACUACUUUAACCGGAAACCGUCUUACCAUCAAGAGUGGAAACAAAGAAGUGGUGGUGGUUUUUAUGAAUUCUUCACAAUCUGUCAGUGGGUGUGGAGGACAAACAACUGAAAAUGAUCAAGAACAUGAAAUUCGUGCAACAACAAAGUCAGUUCCAGCUGCAUCAACAACAACAGCACCUAACACUGUCGAUGGGCGAGUUCUUCUCUCCGACAGACAAGAAAUGCCAUUGCAUUCUACAUGUCAUACUACCGAGAAUGAAGCCAGUAUCAUUAAUGAAAGUAUUUCCUGUGAAAAUAAUUCCACUUUUAAAAUCAGUGAUGCAAGUGGAGAUCAGGCGAAUGAUGAUAGUUAUCAUCAUUCCUUUCAGAAACUUCAGCGACCCAUGCCUAUAAUACUCCAUGCGCACAGACCACUUUUAAGUGCUACUAUCAAUGGACCACAAACAAGUAUGGCAGUUGGUGCAAAUGGUGCAGUACUGGAACAAAACACAAUCUCAUCUGAUGAAAAUGCAGUUGACAAUAGAAGGGAUCUUGUUCCAAUCAGAGAUAGUUCUGCUCAAGGGUUUUCAAGAAACUUCAAUGCCAGUGAUGCAUGCAAUGGUAGCACUGAAUAUCAGAAUAGUGGACUACAGAUGCAGUUUCCUUCUUUGGUACAGUCAUCUGCUUACAGAGAAGAUGCAAGAACUUUGCUGUUUGAAGAUCCAGCAGCCUACCAGUAUGGACGAGAUCAAUUAAGCUCUGAUGAAGACCCUGUAUCUGAAGCUCAUUUCCAAACACAAAUGCCUUUAAUGGGACAGCGUAGCCUUUAUGGAAGACUACCAUCAUAUGGACAACAUGCAUUACAUAACCCAUACAGAGAUGAAUUCAGUGACAUAGCACGUGAGCCAGCAUAUCAUGUACAUAGAGAGCCAAUUGGAGUUCUUCGUUGUCGAAGGUUUGGGUCAAGUUACAGUGGGCAGUAUGUCUAUCCUCUUCCUCUGCGAAAUCCUGAGAGAGCUCAUAGAAGAUCUUUCUUAGAUAUGAGACCACACAUUUAUCAUCGAACAGCAUAUCCAGAACAACCUUUUUAUGGCUACGUUGAUGGUGGAAAUAUGUUUUUUAUGAAUAGAUACUAAAAUAAUUUUCCACUCGGGAACAUCAUCUACAGCAAACAAUGUGGGAACUGUCUUUUCCUUUUGUGAAUGAAAAGUAAAAAUGCGACUGGUGCUGCUGCUGUUAUCAAGUUACUUUGUUGGUUUUAAUGUGUGUUAAUUAUUUUUGUUAGUAAAAUAAAAAUCUACAUAUUGUAAAUGUUGGUAAGUUGGCAUUUCUGUCUUCUCAGGUAACCCAUCUGUGUCAGUUACCUACAUUAUAUUAAUUUCGACUGAAUGCCAGUGCUCAUCUUCUUAAAUAUUUUAAUUAUUUAAUUUAUCCACACUUUAAGUCUAGUUGAUAAUUUUGUUUAAUAUGCCCAUUGUUAUUCUGUCAUAUAAAUUAUUCCAUGGAGAAAUCUGAAAUAUUGCAGUCAACUGUAGUUCUGAAGCACUUUAGUUCCUAAAUUAUUUAAUAUUAAUUUCAUUUCAAUAAAUAGAUCCCAAAUGAAUUUGAAUGCAUAGUUUUUCUAUAUUUGUUCUAAUUGAAUGUUUACAUAUUUAAUGGAAAUGAUUCAAAGAAUUUUAUUGUAUUUACUUUUUAAAAAACUAAUAUAUUAGUAGAAAAAAUGUCUUCCAGCAAACAGUUGUGUUUUAAUUUGACUUCAUAUGUACUUUCCUCUUGACUCUUAAAAUAAUCCAUUUAAUUGAUAUAACAUGUAAAAGAAAAUUUGCAGAUACACUGUUGUUCUUGGCAGGACUGUAUGUAAAAUUAUUCACAGCUACAUUAGUAUUUUAAUACAAUUUAUUGUUUCACAUACUCUGGAAGCUUUGCUACAUGUAGCUCCAUUGUCACAAGAGUGAAUCCUUUUUAUGUUUGUUCAUCAUAAGUUUUGUAAUGCAAUUAGAUAUUUAGCUUUCACAACUUGAUUUUUAUCUAAACUUUAUAUUCCGCAUAUACAGGCUCAUUUCUACAGAAAUUCAUAUAAUAUUUUGUGAAAUUGAUGUUGUGACUUUAUUGCUAUGAUAUUCUUAAUAAGCAUUUCCAUUUUAUUAGUGUACAAUAUUUGCAAUUAUUGUUUUAUAUAUGUACUCAAUAAAGGGAGAACAUGAA
Schistocerca gregaria is the source of this 3433-nucleotide messenger RNA. RefSeq lists its product as uncharacterized. Lineage: Eukaryota; Metazoa; Arthropoda; Insecta; Orthoptera; Acrididae. The record is from RefSeq and is a predicted model, not a curated record. The transcript has 20 exons. Bases 232 to 2364 code for a protein of 710 amino acids.